Punctularia strigosozonata HHB-11173 SS5 is the source of this 231-nucleotide messenger RNA. RefSeq lists its product as uncharacterized. Lineage: Eukaryota; Fungi; Basidiomycota; Agaricomycetes; Corticiales; Punctulariaceae. Gene Ontology annotation, cellular component: dynein complex. Gene Ontology annotation, molecular function: dynein intermediate chain binding; dynein light intermediate chain binding. Gene Ontology annotation, biological process: microtubule-based process. Bases 1 to 231 code for a protein of 76 amino acids. The record is from RefSeq and is a predicted model, not a curated record. The transcript is spliced from 2 exons.
AUGAGCGAGGAGAUGCAACAGGAAGCGGUUGACAUUGCGUCCGCCGCCCUGGAGAAGUACAAUAUCGAGAAGGACAUCGCGGCGCAAAUCAAAAAAGAGUUCGACCGACGACACCAGCCGACAUGGCAUGUCGUCGUAGGCAAGAACUUCGGGAGCUACGUGACUCACGAAACGAAGCAUUUCAUCUACUUCUAUGUCGGAUCCCUGGCUAUACUCAUAUGGAAGUCAUGA